CUUCAAGCCGCAUAGUCGCGUUUGAUACAUCGAGAACACAAGGCUAACAUCUGUACUAAAGAAUGGAGAGCGAACAGCAGCAGCAGAACGACCAGCCCGCCUCGCCGACCGGCUUGGCCUUGAACGAUGCGCCAUUGACGGAGGCAGAAGAGAAAGAUAUCGACGAACUGGUGAAUGAACCGGAAGAGCAAGAGAUCGACGACAUGAUGAUUGAUGCAGAAGAGAAGGAGAAGGACGAGAUGGCGACUGAAGCGGAUGAGCAUGAGCACGAGACAGAUGAAGCCAUCAUGGAGAAAAGCUUGGAUGACUUCCUGAAGAGCUUCGAAGACGACGAGAAGAACUCUGAAGACGACGAGAAGAGCUUAGAAGACCUUCUGCAGAGCUUGUCCGAGGAAGAAGAACAGACUCCUACACCAAUUUGGCUUCCGAGAUGCGUCGCGUCGACGAAUGUCCCGGACCAAGCUGCCCAAUGGAAGCGGAAGGACGGAACGUACUACAUCACGGAACCACGCUUGGAAUACUACAACUUCAAAGAAGCUCAGUGGGCCCCAGAUGGCUGUGCGGUUAUCGCAAGCGACACGACCAACAACUUGCGCACUUAUAUACCGCCCCCGGGUAUCCUAGCGGAGACAGACGUUCACAACAUGUCACCAUUUGCAUCAUUCCGGGCGCCAGAGUCUAUCUACGCGUUUGCACUAUGGCCUGGCUUUGACUUUUACGACAGGACCACGGCCAAAGUGCUGUGCAGCAUGCGCGACCAGCCUCUCCGCCUGAUCAACGCUUGGGGUGGUCCUUCAGCUGUUAGCAACGGCUCGUACCGCCUAGUUACCCCAAACACCGAAAAAUGGAUGACCCCACACAGUCUCGCCUGGACGCAAUCGUGGACCCACUUCGUCGCCGGGUCGGACAGCACGAUCGCUAUCUUUGACGUACAGCGUUACGGUGAGCCCGUAAAGCGUCACAAGACCAAGAACAUGACCGCGAAGGGCGUCGGUACCAAGGGCCUCGUGUCUUCUUUGAGCAUUAGCACCAACAGAGUCCUCGCUUUCGGUACUUGCAACACUCGCCAAGUAGGCCUGUACAGCAACGAAGGGAACGGUCACGCCAUCACCUUCUUCCCAGUUUCUGGCAAUCAUGUCAACAAGACUGAUGGAGGAGGUGUCACUAAUGUCGAAUGGUCUCCUUGUUCUACCUACCUCUACGUGGCCGAGCGGCAGAGCGACGUCGUACACGUAUACGACAUGAGGAUCACAGCGCGCUCACUUGGGUACAUGGAGGGCCGUAACGCCCACACCAACCAGCGUCUUGGCAUAAGUGUUGCAUCUUGCGCAAACGGCCACCGAGUGUGGGGCGGAGGGGUAGACGGUGUGGUGAGAUCUUGGGAUAAUCCUCACUGGAGCGAGGGGGUGGUGCAGCCUUCGUGUGAAAUGAAGGCACACAACGGGCCCGUUACGUCGGCGCUGGAGGACCCUUCGGGGCAGCUUCUCGUCACUUGUUCGGCCGAGAGCUACCGCGACUCGUCGGACGAUGAGGAGGGCGAUGAGGAUGAUCUGCCGCAGGUGGAGGCUGGCAUGAAGUUGUGGGUUUUGUAGCGAGAGCGUGGCCAGAAAUUGUAGAUUAGCGUGUAGUUUUAUACCCCAUGGCCCCCUAAGUGGCCCAUUCUGAAUGUUAAUAAUCAUGAUUAUGCCCCC
Molecule: messenger RNA, 1691 nt
Organism: Mytilinidion resinicola
Lineage: Eukaryota; Fungi; Ascomycota; Dothideomycetes; Mytilinidiales; Mytilinidiaceae
Product: WD40 repeat-like protein
Exons: 4
Coding region: 63-1592 (509 amino acids)
Molecular function (GO): protein binding
Source: RefSeq, a predicted model, not a curated record